UUCCUCAAAACCACUUCAUCAUUGAACCCUUAAAAUUUUCACUUGCAAAGCAGUACGUCAACUACUUUCUUCUUCAUCUACCUUCAUUUCUUCAAUGACCCAUUAAUUCCUUUCCUUUUCUUUUCCAUUUUUUUCUCCUUUGUUUUCUCAGCAACCCAACCCAAGUCCAAGGUCAAAGGUCAAACCCUUUUUGUGUCAGGGUUUUAUUUUCUGGUUUUUUUAUCCAAAGAGGUUUCCUUUGCUGCAUAAAGGGUCUGCUUAGAUGAAAAUGUUUAGCUUUUCUCGUAGGCGCAUGAAGCUUGGCAGAGUGAAGAAAGUACAGCUUUCUGAUUCUGCCCAUGGAAUUAAAAGUCCUAUAAGACCGCCCAAACGAAGCAACAAUACCAAUGGAGAGUCUGCUAUGCCUGCGGGUGGUCAUUCUGAUGCAUUUGACUCCCACUGUCCUUCGACUGCCCCUGAGAUCAAUUCAUCGGGGAACUCUGAGAAUUGGAUGGUGUUGUCAGUUGCUGGGGAAAGGCCUGUGCCACGCUUUAAUCAUGCAGCGGCUGUAAUUGGGAACAAGAUGAUAGUGGUUGGCGGUGAAUCCGGGAAUGGAUUGUUAGAUGAUGUGCAGGUUCUUAAUUUUGAUAAUUUUUCUUGGUCCAUGGCAUCAUCAAAGCUUUACUUGUCACCAAGCAGUCUUCCAUUAAAGAUCCCUGCAUGCAAGGGCCAUAGUCUGGUUUCAUGGGGGAAAAAGGCCCUCCUGGUUGGUGGAAGAACUGACCCUGGAAAUGACAGAGUUUCAGUAUGGGCAUUUGAUACAGAGACAGAAUGUUGGUCAGUUAUGGAAGCAAAAGGAGAAAUACCGGUUGCUCGAAGUGGUCACAGUGUGGUCAGGGCAAGCUCCGUUUUAAUCCUUUUUGGGGGUGAAGAUGCUAAAAAGAAGAAACUGAAUGACCUACAUAUGUUUGAUCUGAAGUCCUUGACAUGGCUCACUCUUCAGUGCACGGGAACAAGACCAUCUCCAAGAGCCAAUCAUGUGGCAACUCUUUAUGAUGAUAAAACUCUUUUCAUUUUUGGUGGAGUGUCAAAGUCCAGGGCAUUGAAUGACUUGUACUCCCUUGACUUUGAAACGAUGAUAUGGACAAGAAUAAAGGUACGGGGUUUUCAUCCAUCGCCAAGAGCUGGUUGCUGUGGAGUUCUAUGUGGAACUAAAUGGUACAUAGCAGGGGGUGGAAGUAGGAAAAAAAGACAUGCAGAGACUUCCGUCUAUGAUAUUUUAAAGUCUGAGUGGUCUCUGGCCAUUGCAUCACCUCCAUCUUCGAUCACCACUAACAAGGGAUUUAGCCUAGUACUUGUGCAGCACAAGGACAAGGAUUUUCUUGUUGCAUUUGGCGGGUGCAAAAGAGAGCCUUCGAAUCAGGUUGAAGUACUGAUCAUUGAAAAGAAUGAAUCAUCCAUAGGCCGACGAUCUACUCCUGGUAAACCUGCGGGACUAAUGCAGUUCGGAAAACGUUCAUCAUCUGCAGGGUCAGCUAGCCAACUAAUUAAUGGCUCUUCCCAACGUCCAGUUGAUUCUGCUAGACAAAAUCUAGCCUCUGUAAUUGAACAUGGUUCUGGUAGGAGAUCGUUGUCAGAGUUGUCAUUUGUGGAUCAAAAUCCUCUUUCUGGAAACGUCUCACUAAGGAAGCAAUUUCAUAAUGAGGAAGAAUACAACACAACUGUUAAAAUAACAAAGUGCUCAGAGGACGAGAGUUCUAUUGUGCAGGUGACAGAGCCAAAGCCAAAUCAAUUUGAUACAAGUAUUCAGAUUAUUACUGCUGGGACCAAAAUCAGUUCAGAUGAAUCAUUCCUAUUUGAGCCUGAAGGUUCAACUCCCCAGAUUGAAGGGAUCGCAAACGUUCCCAUUGAUAAUGAUAAUUUUGUAUUUCCAGAAGCUGAUGGUAAAUCAGCAGCCCUAUCAGCUCCUUCAAGCAUAUAUCAAUUUUAUGAGACAAGAAUGGCUGCCCUAAGUAGAAAAAACGGAAUUUUAGAAGUACAGUUGGGAGCUGCAUUGGCAAGCCGAGACACUGCAGAGAGAAAUUUGGCUUCUGCUCUCAAGAGCAAAGAGGAGAUGGAGAAAAGAUUUAUAGACACAAUGAAGGAGAUGGAGUUGCUAAAAGAGAAACUAGCCGGCAUAGAACUUGCACAAGAAGAGGCCAACAGCUUGUCGAACAUAGUUCACUCAGACAAUGUAAGACUUGAACAUGAUGUGGCUUUCCUCAAGGCUGUUCUAGACGAUACUCAAAAGGAGCUGCACUCAACCAGAGGAGUCCUUGCAGGGGAGAGGGCCAGAGCCUUCCAACUACAGGUUGAAGUUUUUCAUCUCAAACAAAGAUUGCAGUCAUUGGAGAACCGAGCGCCGACUCCUAGGAAACCAUUCAAUGUAUAGUGUCAGACGGAAUCUGACUAAUUAAGGUCACCCAUAUUAUGUACGUACCAUGCACAAUGCAUGGUAGGAGGAACAGUUUGGAUAAACAACCGUUCAACCUGCCUGGCAUGUAGCUUGUCACUGAACUAAACGUGGGUGCUCAUGUUCUUUUGGUAGUUUAACUUUGUGCAUAUGUAUAUCAACCACCAUGUCACAUGUUUCCUCGGAUGUUACCUCUUGCUUCUAGUUUGAAGAAUACCCUGGCUAGUGUUCUAGGUAUCUGACAACUCUCCGCCCAUCAACGGGCUUCUGGGAGGAACUCGGAGUAAGGUCCGGUUUAGAAUCAAAUGAUGGGCAGUUGCUGCUUAAGAGUUUUAGCCGUCUCUGUCUCUCAAACAAUGGAACUUGUAUUGUAUAUUUACGCCACGAUCUGUUAUGUA
Theobroma umbraticum is the source of this 2829-nucleotide messenger RNA. RefSeq names its product Galactose oxidase/kelch repeat superfamily protein. Gene Ontology annotation, molecular function: protein binding. The record is from RefSeq and is a predicted model, not a curated record. Lineage: Eukaryota; Viridiplantae; Streptophyta; Magnoliopsida; Malvales; Malvaceae.